Molecule: messenger RNA, 1213 nt
Organism: Tauraco erythrolophus (red-crested turaco)
Lineage: Eukaryota; Metazoa; Chordata; Aves; Musophagiformes; Musophagidae
Source: RefSeq, a predicted model, not a curated record
CUGCUAGCUCAGCGGUUGGUGUCUUCCAUUCCUGGACUUUGCUUGAUGGGGAUCUCUGCUGCAGGAGCAAUCUCUGCACUCAAAGGCAGGCGAGCAGGGAUAGAAGAGGUCGCCUCUAGAUGCCGGAAAGGCCAUUUGUAUAAGUUCCUGGCAGAAGACCUCUUCUGGAACAGCUGCUGGCUGUAGGCCCACCAAGCCAAGGGUCGGGAUAGCCUCUCUGCAGCAUGUCUUCCAAGCCAGAGCAGAAGGAGAGCCACCAGGCCAAUGGGGCUGUGCUACCUAUUGUGCCCGUGGACUGUCUCACGAGUCCGGACCGGGGGCAGCUGGUGGAGCCCUCAGAGUUCCUGGGACCUGACGGUGAUGGAGUAGAAGUGGUGGUGUUGGAGUCCCGUGCCAAUGCUAAAGGGGUGCGAGAAGAAGAUGCCCUGCUGGAAAAUGGCAGCCAGAGCAAUGAAAGCGAUGACACCAGCACAGACCGAGGUCCUGAGCCAGCCUCACCCCUUAAGGAGACCUCCUUUUCCAUCGGGCUGCAAGUCCUCUUUCCGUUCCUCCUGGCAGGCUUUGGAACAGUUGCUGCUGGAAUGGUGCUGGACAUUGUGCAGCACUGGGACGUUUUCAAAUACGUGACCGAGGUGUUUAUCUUAGUACCUGCGUUACUGGGCCUGAAGGGGAACCUGGAGAUGACCCUGGCAUCUCGCCUGUCAACAGCUGCUAAUAUUGGCCAAAUGGAUACACCCAAAGAGCUCUGGAGGAUGAUAACAGGGAACAUGGCUCUGAUACAGGUUCAGGCUACUGUGGUUGGCUUCCUGGCCUCGAUCGCAGCAGUGAUAUUCGGAUGGAUCCCAGAUGGGCACUUCAGCAUUGACCAUGCUGUCCUGCUUUGUGCCAGCAGCGUGGCUACUGCUUUCAUUGCUUCCCUUGUUCUAGGCAUGAUUAUGAUCGGGGUCAUCAUUGGAUCCAGGAAGAUGGGGAUCAAUCCUGAUAACGUCGCCACACCAAUUGCUGCCAGUCUGGGGGAUCUCAUCACUUUGGCUCUGCUUUCAGGAAUCAGCUGGGGCUUGUACAAAGAGCUGGCCUACGUGAACCCUUUGGUAUGCGCCUUCUUCAUAGCACUGCUGCCCAUCUGGAUCAUCAUCGCCAGGAAGAAUGCAGCAACUCGGGAGGUGCUGUACUCUGGCUGGGAGCCAGUCAUUAUUGCAAUGGCUAUUAGCAG